AUGCAAACUCAAUCCAGCAAGAAAGCGCCUAAAGUCAUUGCGAUUCGCAAAAAUAUACCUUUGUUAAUUGUUGAAGAUGCGAAAGAAGAAAUUUUUGUUGUUGACGCCGAUGGUACAUUCACUCCCCAGAAGCACAAGAAGGGAGUUGAAACCAAGGCGCCACCAUCCUUACCUGAUAAAAAGAAAAUUAAAACCGAAAAGCAAACGAACGAGAACAUCGAGGAUAAUAACGAAGUUGGUCACGACCCUCUGCUCUUUCCUGUUGAUAACAGUGAUAUACCCACGGUCACUCAAUCUGCACAAAUGCAACUGCCCAUCGAAAAGUUUGAAUUCGUGUCGGAUGCUAGAUUGAGGGAAAUCUUGAACUCUCCCUACGUAUCUGAAGAAUACAAAAGAUUUUUCCGCUCAUUCAAAAAACGACGGGUUGGCCCCAACGACUACCAUGUGGAGUAUAACUUUUCAGAGAAUAACCGUGAUUUACGCAUCGGACGUUUAUAUGCACAAUGUCGUUGCUUCCAUUUGAACAAUGACGACGGUGAAAAGGUAAACCCUAGUUCACUUCAAGGGACCCCUGCUCGUACCUUCCCUUUCCGUGCUUACCUUUGCGGACACGAGUACCAUGAUCUUGAUAUGGUUAAUGCUCAAUUCACUGUAUUAAGGGAACUAAGCAAAUCAAAUAACCUAUUCUGCCCCCACUUGGAUGAUUACGUUGAAAAUCGUGACACAUUAUUGAGUGAAUGGAAGAUGAACAAACAAGACAUGAUAGCAAUUGUUAACUGUGAAAAAAAGGCCACCAAUUUCAACAAGCAAGUCGCUGCCAUUCACUCCUUCGUAUACCAAAAACUGGUGCCGCUUCUCCAAAAACAGUUUCCUGAUAUUUGGCUGAGGACUUCACGUAAGAAGCAGAAUCGUGCUGGGUCGUUCCUUAGCCUCGUUUACCACACCGUCGAAAAUUGUAUCAUGUGGUCGAUGCACGAGUUUUUCACCGAUAUCCAAUAUUCUGUGGAUGUGUUGAUUUAUGAUGGAAUUCAGGUCAGACGCAAGCCUGGAACUGAUAGAUUGUUUGACGUCAACCUCUUGCAUGAAUGCGAACAAUAUAUCUUGGCAGAAACCGGUUACUCCAUCCGAUUGUCCGAGAAGCCCAUGGAAUUUUCUCAGAGUUUCCUCGACCAAUUCCAUCUAACUGUUCCGCCUGAAGUGAAUGAAGAACCUAUUGCCGAACAGCCGAAGAAGAGAAAGAGAGACGCCAGGGAAGAAUUGGAUAUUGAUGAGUUGCGUCGCCUUCCGCAAUGGAAAAGGUUUGAUUUUCGGCGAGUGUUGGUUCCCACCCACAAGAACACCGCUGAAUGGUUUGUGGAGAUCAAGAAAGACACUAUCUUCAAGCAUUCCAGCGGAAUCUGCUUUAUCCUUGGAAAAGACAAUAUCUGGUAUAAGCAAGAAAACAUUGCAGAUAGCGAUGUUAAUCUUCAAGUCGCCGAUACCCUUAUUGCCGACUUUCAGAGACUCAUCCAGGAUGCCGAUGAUGAUGGUCAAGAGACCAAUGUUUCAUUGCUCCAAGACCUCUUGGCAUCAUUCCGUCGCGAUAUUGAAAUGAACAACUUUUCAGUGCAAGUGGCCAAAAAUGUUGACCGUUUGCAACCGAGAAACGAUAAAUGCAUCGACCUCUUCCUUUCCAAACCAGAACUAUUUGCCUUCACAGAUGGCGUAUAUGAACUGAACACAGGUACGUUUCGAGAUAUUCGACCCGAUGAUUACAUCCUUUUCACCUGUGGUUAUCCAUAUCCGAGAAAAACCAACCCAGAGAUACGCGAACAUAUUCUCUCUUUCUAUGAAAGCAUCUUUCCCUCUCGUGACCUGGUAAACUAUCGCUUCCACAUAGUGUGUCGCUGCCUCUAUGGUAAAAUUGUGGACGAAAUCUUCAUGGUGUUGAAGGGGGGAGGUCGCAAUGGAAAAGGUACAGAAAAUACUUUGAUUGACCAGGCAUUUGGGGGAUACUAUUAUGCGGUUGACAAGAAGAAUUUAACGAUGGAAAGUGCAACCGUUGAUGCUCCCAACGCUCAGUUGUACAACUGUUUUGGCAAGAGGUACUUAUCCACUUCCGAGACUAGUCCUGGUGACUAUUUUAUAGCAGAAAUCAUUAAACGCUGGUCGUCCGGUGAUGACCGACAAACGGUCCGGUCAUUGCAUGGAAAACCCAUAUCAUUUCCCAUCACUGGUCUCCUUAAUGUUCAAACGAACGAGGACAUCAAGUUUGACAAAGUGGAGCGUGCCCUUGCAAUGCACGCUCGGGUGCAGGAAUAUCCAUUCUGCUUCGAUGAUGCUGAUGAAGAUAAUAAGGAGGAAGGAGAUGAAGAUGAAGGAGAUGAAGUCGCGGAUGACGAAACGGAGGACAGCCCAACUUCGAGAAAAAUCAUAGAUAGGUCACUUAAGCGGUUGUUCUCCUCACCCGCCUACAGGGACGAAUUCAUCUUAAUGCUUUUCGAAUAUUAUACCACUUUCUUUGGGAUACCAUCGGCGUUCGAAAUAGAAACCCCUCCUGCUGUGAUGGAAUUUACACAGAGGAACCUGAUGAACAGUCUAAGCGCCGCAAAAUGGCUGGAGAAGACGUACAUGCUGGUAGAUUACCAAACGGAUAUGAAGAACAAUCGAGUUGAAAAAAAGGAAUUGUACAAACAUUACUACAUACAAUUCUUCGGGAGCACCAAAGAACCACUUAGUGCAAAUCAAUUUCACAAGGAACUUAGUUCAGUUCUGAAGGAAAAGAAAAUCAAGGGAACUCGCUUUUACAUAGGAAUCCGAUUGCGUGAGUGA
Messenger RNA from Spizellomyces punctatus DAOM BR117, 2811 nucleotides. RefSeq lists its product as uncharacterized. The record is from RefSeq and is a predicted model, not a curated record. Bases 1 to 2811 code for a protein of 936 amino acids. The transcript has a single exon. Lineage: Eukaryota; Fungi; Chytridiomycota; Chytridiomycetes; Spizellomycetales; Spizellomycetaceae.